This is a messenger RNA of Spodoptera littoralis (African cotton leafworm), 1659 nucleotides long. The record is from the annotation of a GenBank genome assembly. NCBI's taxonomy places the organism in Eukaryota, Metazoa, Arthropoda, Insecta, Lepidoptera, Noctuidae.
AUGGGCAUCAGUCAGUCUAUGGUGCACGCGUUGAAGUCGAAGGUAAAUCUGGUUCCAACGGUUGGCAAAAUGGACGGGGGUCCUCUGGAUCAUGAUCCUGAUCCCGCGAUGAUAUUGGAGGGUAGACUUCAGGGCUUUUUCCCAGCCUUAGAUGAAGAAGAAGACAAGAAGAAAACAUUGUGGAUGGGAGGCGUGCUCGAGUGCUUCACCACCGUAUUUUCCUUAUUCACCCAAAGCGACCAAAAGCCUCAAGAAGAGGACUGGGACAUUUCCUACGAUAAGUUGUCGGAUCUGGUGUACUUGGGCGCUGGAGCCCAAGGCAUCGUGUUCGGCGGCCAAUACCGCGGCGAACUGGUAGCCGUGAAACAGCUUCGCGACAAAAAUGAUUGCAAUAUCAAACACCUUCGCAAGCUGAACCACGAAAACAUCGUGCAAUUCAAAGGCAUCAGUACUAAUGGACCUUCAGCCUGCAUCAUCAUGGAGUUUUGCCAAUACGGUCCUCUAUUCGAGUACAUCCAUAGUGGAUCUAGCUUCUUGCCCUCCCAGAUCUUGAAGUGGGCCAAAGAAAUAGCUCAAGGAAUGGCGUAUUUACACAGUCAUAAGAUUAUCCAUAGAGACUUGAAAUCUCCCAACGUCCUGAUUGCCGAUAACCUUGUGGUGAAAGUCAGCGAUUUCGGUACUAGUCGCGAGUGGAAUGAUGUGAGUGCCGUGAUGAGCUUCACGGGAACUGUAGCCUGGAUGGCGCCCGAAGUGAUCAGGCACGAGCCCUGCUCUGAACGCGUCGACGUAUGGUCGUAUGGUGUUGUCCUUUGGGAAUUGCUGACACAAGAGGUCCCAUACAAAAAUCUAGAGACACAUGCCAUAAUGUGGGGUGUGGGCACGGAUACGAUUGCCCUCCCCGUGCCGUCGACAAUGCCCGGAAGUAUGCAGCUACUCAUGAACCAGUGCUGGAACCGCACUCCGAGGAACAGGCCUCCCUUCAAGAUAAUUGCGGCUAAUUUGGAAAUUGCUGGGGCCGAACUAGCCAGUUAUCCUACGGAAUGCUUCAAGAAUAACCAAGUUGAGUGGCGCAAAGAGGUUCAAGACAGCAUGACUCGAUUCUUCGCAAGGUCCAAAUCGGAGCCGAAAGAGGCAGCUGGGGACGAUCCGGAAUCGGACAAGCACGCCCGGAGAAUAUACGAGAACCAGCUGUGCCGAGCCAACGAGCUGUACCUGGAGGUGUGCACCGUACGGCUGCAGCUUGAACAGCGCGAGAAAGACGUCGAGGAGCGCGAGAUUGCCCUAAGGGCUUGCCGUUGCGGUAUUCGCCGGAACUUAAAGUACCAUUACAAACCCUCCUCCUCGUCGUCCGAACUGAUGGCGGCCGAUCCACGGCGGAAGUUCAACAAGAAGAAGGAAGCCCAGGUGUUGGUGGUUCGAUAUGUGGAAAAGAAAAAAACCAACAAAGCUGUAUCGGUGGCGAUACCCGAAGGCGAAGUCCAUAAUGUCAUGGUGGAUGUAGCCUGCGAAUUAAAUAAAAAAUCGAUCGAAAAAAAUAAUAACCAGCCACCUAAGAAAAAAGAUACUAUUGUGGAGGUAAAUGGAAACAUUGGGGUUAAACCAAAGGGGCAUGGAAAGGUUGAUAACAAAUAUAAAAUUCCAGAUAUUGCUCAUGUUUAA